Atta colombica is the source of this 363-nucleotide messenger RNA. RefSeq names its product ADP-ribosylation factor-like protein 6 (gene Arl6). Gene Ontology annotation, cellular component: axoneme; cytoplasm. The coding region runs from base 1 to 363 and encodes 120 amino acids. The transcript is spliced from 2 exons. The record is from RefSeq and is a predicted model, not a curated record. NCBI's taxonomy places the organism in Eukaryota, Metazoa, Arthropoda, Insecta, Hymenoptera, Formicidae. Gene Ontology annotation, molecular function: GTPase activity; GTP binding. Gene Ontology annotation, biological process: protein localization to cilium; vesicle-mediated transport; intracellular protein transport.
AUGUCGGGCCACGAUCGUCAUAGAUCAUUGUGGGAGCAUUAUUACAAAGAUUGCCACGGGAUCAUCUUCAUAAUUGACAGCAGUGAUAAACUGCGACUGGUUGUUGUGAAAGAAGAGCUGGACAUGCUCUUGCAGCAUCCCGAUGUUGCAGGACGCAAGAUACCCAUUCUCUUUCUGGCGAACAAGAUGGACCUACCCGAUUCUUUGACCACCGUAAAAUUAGUCGCUGGACUUGGACUCGAGCGAAUACAAAAUAAACCCUGGCACAUACGAGCGACGAAUGCAUUAACUGGCGAGGGCCUGCAGCCGGCGAUCGAGUGGCUGACGGAUCAAAUUCGCGAUAUAUACAUCAACAAAAGAUAA